AUGAGUUCAGAGCCAGAGACAACAACUACUGCGGCCGCUACGGCGAAAAACGAGGGAAAUGAGUCUGGGGACGAGUAUUUAUCGCAAGACGAAGAAGUGUUUGACGGCAACGACAUAGAAGAUAACGAGACUCGUGUAUACGAGGAGUCACUGGAUCUUGAUCUGGAUAGCAGUGCACGACAGGUUUGGCUGGUACGACUGCCGAAGUUUCUAGCGGAGAAAUGGCGCCACAAGUCGAAUCUCAACGGGCAAGAGCUGGGGAAAAUCCGUAUCAACAAGAACAGCCAGACAAUCCAGAUGUUUUUGAACCACACAGAGGAUAACCUGGAGAUUCCACACCAGUAUGACCUGGAACUGACCAAAAAACUGGUCGAGAAUGAGUAUGUGUUUACAGAGCAAAACUUGAAGAAGUACCAGCAGCGUGAGCGCGAGCUGGCAGCGGACCCGGAAAAGCAGAAACAGGCGUUUAUACGGCGCCAAGAGCGCGAGGAGGAGAUGCGUAAGAAACAGCAACAGCUCAAACGGCGCAACAACAAGCGGCGGUUUCAAAACCGGGUCAUGACCGACAGAGACGGACGCGACCGGUACAUCCCGUACGUCAAGACCAUUCCCAAGAAAACCGCGAUCGCGGGCACAGUGUGCCACGAGUGCCACGUCAUCCCGUCCAUGGAGGACCCACACUACCACAAGAUCGUCGAGCAGCGUCGUGAUAUCGUGCGCAACAAGCACAAGCCCACGGUCACGGUGCUGGACCAGACGCCGGGGGUGACGAUGAGCCACGCAGGGAUGUCGAUGCGCUCGGACAACUCCAAUUUCCUGAAAGUGGGUCGCGAAAAGGCCAAGAACAACGUGCGUGCCAUUCGUAUGCCCAAGAAGGAGCUGCUGGACUUUUUGUUCAAACUGUUCGACGAAUACGAUUACUGGUCAUUGAAGGGUCUCAAAGAGCGUACCAAGCAGCCCGAGGUGUACUUGAAAGAGUGUUUAGACCAAGUGGCCAUUCUGGUCAAGAAGGGCCCCUACGCGCUCAAAUAUACACUCAAGACUGAAUACAAGCGACUCAAAGAGGCCGAGAGAGCCGCUCGGUUGGGUGAGCUGGCGAAAGACGACGAAAACGGCAGCGAUAACGGCGAUCACGACGGUGAAGGUGGCAACAACGCCGAUAACGGCGAUCACGACGGUGAAGGUGGCAACAACGCCGAUAACGGCGACAACGGUGACCCCGACGGCGACGACGAGAUCGAAAUGGAGGAUAUCUUGUGA
Lachancea meyersii CBS 8951 is the source of this 1260-nucleotide messenger RNA. NCBI's taxonomy places the organism in Eukaryota, Fungi, Ascomycota, Saccharomycetes, Saccharomycetales, Saccharomycetaceae. The record is from the annotation of a GenBank genome assembly.